Messenger RNA from Xenopus laevis (African clawed frog), 2004 nucleotides. RefSeq names its product prickle homolog 3 L homeolog (gene prickle3.L). Lineage: Eukaryota; Metazoa; Chordata; Amphibia; Anura; Pipidae. Gene Ontology annotation, cellular component: plasma membrane; cytoplasm; mitochondrion. Gene Ontology annotation, molecular function: zinc ion binding. The coding region runs from base 185 to 1816 and encodes 543 amino acids. The transcript has 8 exons. The record is from RefSeq and is a predicted model, not a curated record.
GUCUGUCUCAGUGGGUGUGUAGUUUAGCCUGAAGGGAGUGUCUAGUUCCUUUCUCCAGGUGGGUUGUGGUCUCUCUCUGGGGAGGCUCUGUGCCGUUGGGUGGAGGUGGAGUUUGGUUUCAGGUGAACGAAACUGAAGACAAGAAGAGAAGUAAGGGAGAGAGCGGGUGGUAUCCCCUGUCAGGAUGUUCCGUAAUUCCAGGAGGAGACGGUCUCAGGGUUCAGAGGUCAACCUGACAGGCCAAGGGCAACCAUGCCAUUCCUGUGGAGAGCGCUGCCCUGGGUUCCUUGCACACAGGUGGAGGAAGAUCUGCCAACAUUGUCAAUGUCCAUGGGAAGAACAUGGCCAUACCGCAUCCAAUCAAGAUUUGGAACGCUCCCUAUGUCGCCUGGUGUCAGGUUCUCAGAGGGACUCUUUGUGUGACAGCAGCUCUGACAGCUCCGUGGAAAAAUAUUCAUGGGUCCCCUCUGGACUGAACCCUGUUCAGGUUCAUCAGUUCUUCAAGUGUUUCCCAGAGAAGAAGAUUCCCUUUAUCAACAGUCCUGGGGAGAAGUAUAGGUUGAAGCAACUUCUCCGUCAGCUGCCCCCACACGAUAGCGAAGCCCGGUACUGCUGCUCUUUGCAGGGAGAGGAAGAGGAGGAGCUGCUGUUACUCUUCAGUCAGAAACGGAGACUUGAGAACCUGGGUCGUGGGUGUGUGCGUCCGGUCUCCGGAACCAUGAGUGGAACAGUUUGUCAGCAGUGCGGGCAUCAGAUAAGCGUGGGUGACGUGGCAGUGUUUGCGUCCCGGGCAGGACUGGGUUUCUGCUGGCACCCACAGUGCUUCACCUGUGCCCAGUGCUUGGAGCUUCUAUGUGACCUCAUCUACUUCUACCAAGAUGGCAAAGUAUAUUGUGGCCGCCACCAUGCCGAGCUUAAGCGACCCAGAUGCUUGGCAUGCGAUGAGGUGAUAUUCUCUCUGGAGUGCACUGAGGCAGAGGGUUUCCACUGGCAUACAAGACACUUCUGCUGCUUUGAGUGUGAGUGCCCACUUGGGGGACAGCGUUAUAUAAUGAAGGACCAACGCCCAUUCUGCUGUUCUUGCUACGAGAGACUUUACGCCCAGUACUGUGAUAGCUGUGGGGAAUGCAUUGGUAUAGAUGAAGGACAGCUAACCUAUGGAGGACAACACUGGCAUGCUUCCGAGAGUUGCUUCCGCUGCGGCAGGUGUGGAGUAUGCCUGUUGGGUAGACCUUUCUUACCUCGCCAUGGACAAAUUUACUGCUCCCGGAGCUGCAGUGUGUUAAACGCCACUCCUGAAAUUUCUUUCAGCCCCUCACAGACGGAUUUAUCUUUCCAGAAAGAAACCAAAGAUGUGGGCACUUCCACUAACCAUGAACUAGAUGGAGAUAGUAUUAAUGACUGCACGUUAUCCGGCAGCAGAAGGUCUUUGUCUGUAAUCGACCAGACGCCGAUAUCUCGGGCUGCCCCAAUACGCUCUCUGCACUCCAGUUUAAGGGGCGCACCCAAAGAAUUUUCUCGGGAAUGCCCAAACAGACGUUCGCUACCUGACCUAAACAGUCACACGAGGACGCCUACCAGAGUCACCUUUCAGCUUCCGCUUAGUUCUGAGGUCAAGGAGUCAGUAUCCCUCUCCCAUCCUUCUUUUACCUCAUCCUCAUCUUCUGAUGAAGAGGAAGGUUAUUUUUUAGGUGAACCUAUUCCUUUGCCCCCUUUCCUUAGACCCCCUGGAUACACUGCACCCCCUACUCAUGCUCCCACCUCCACUACAAAGAAGAAGAAGAAGAAGAAAGACAAAAGUUGCCUUCUUUCAUAAACCAUAUAAUGGACUGGGCAACUAGUAACCAUAUGGACUUCUGAUCCGGACAAUAUCACCAAGACUAAAGUUUACAUCCCAGUUCAGACGAACCCUUCUACAGAAUAAAGGUGCUACGUUUAAUAAAUGGAAGUCAGAGCUAAAAUAUAUGUGUGAAUGUUAAUACACCAUUUCUGGGUAGAACUUUA